This is a messenger RNA of Gastrolobium bilobum, 1140 nucleotides long. RefSeq lists its product as uncharacterized. The transcript is spliced from 14 exons. The coding region runs from base 1 to 1140 and encodes 379 amino acids. The record is from RefSeq and is a predicted model, not a curated record. NCBI's taxonomy places the organism in Eukaryota, Viridiplantae, Streptophyta, Magnoliopsida, Fabales, Fabaceae.
AUGAAGCCACCUGGUCGUGAAUUUCUGGCUGCUGAUCCAAGGUGCAAAAAAUCUUGCCUUUGUGGCAUCUUGGCUGUAGCUUCUUUACUUUGUGCUAUUUUGCUUUUCACGAGUUCAUUCUUUGCAGAACGCUACAACCAGAAACUAUCAAGAUGGAGAGUGAACUUCCAGAAUUUGGGAAUUGAUAAAUGCAAGAAUCAGUGCAGGCCUACUGGAAGUCAGGCAUUACCGGAAGGUAUAGUCUCAAAUACUUCCAAUUUGGAAAUGCGACCUUUGUGGGUACGUAUUGACUUGGAGACAUUUGAACAGAUUAAGGCAAAUGCAUCAGCCAAUUUGUUUGCAAUGGCAGUGGGGAUAACACAGAAAGAUCUUGUGAACAAGAUGGUCAAAAAGUUUCUAGCAAGUGAUUUCGUUGUGAUGCUCUUCCACUAUGAUGGUAUUGUUGAUGGAUGGAAGGAUUUUGAAUGGAGUAAUCAUGUCAUUCAUGUGUCUGCAAUCAAUCAAAGUAAAUGGUGGUUUGCCAAGCGUUUCUUACACCCUGACAUAGUUGCAGAAUAUGACUAUAUUUUCCUUUGGGAUGAGGAUCUUGGAGUUGAAAAUUUCCACCCUGAUAAGUAUGUUUCUAUUAUAAAAAGUGAAGGGUUGGAGAUAUCUCAACCAGCACUUGAUCGUGACAAAUCGGAGAUGCAUCAUCAGAUUACCGUACGUCAGAGGAGAUCACAAGUGCACAGAAGGAUUUACAAACCCCGUGGUAGUGGUAAAGGCUGUGAUGAAAGUAGCACUGCUCCUCCUUGCACAGGAUGGGUAGAAAUGAUGGCUCCUGUUUUCUCGAGAGAUUCCUGGCGUUGCGUUUGGUAUUUGAUCCAGAAUGACUUGAUCCAUGCAUGGGGUCUAGAUAUGCAGCUUGGCUACUGUGCUCAGGGUGAUCGAACAAAAAAUGUUGGUGUGGUGGAUGCUGAAUACAUAGUCCACUACGGUCAUCCUACUCUUGGAGGCAUAGAUGAGACUGAGGGAUCAUCUCACGCAAAGGAUCAUAGAGUUGAUGUGAGAAGACGUUCUUACCACGAGUUAGAAGUUUUUAGAAAACGAUGGCAAAAAGCAGUUGAGGAGGAUGAAUGUUGGGUUGAUCCAUUUCAAUAG